This is a messenger RNA of Cryptotermes secundus, 1855 nucleotides long. RefSeq names its product protein arginine N-methyltransferase 1 (gene Art3). Gene Ontology annotation, cellular component: nucleus. NCBI's taxonomy places the organism in Eukaryota, Metazoa, Arthropoda, Insecta, Blattodea, Kalotermitidae. The coding region runs from base 88 to 1695 and encodes 535 amino acids. The record is from RefSeq and is a predicted model, not a curated record. The transcript has 8 exons. Gene Ontology annotation, biological process: peptidyl-arginine methylation. Gene Ontology annotation, molecular function: protein-arginine N-methyltransferase activity.
UACCAUGACUACUUUUAACACUUUGGUUAUAACAGGUGUUGCACAAUUAAGUAUUUUCGAGGCGUGUUUUGUUUCAAGUGAGGUGUGAUGGCUGGUCGUGAAAGUGUUCCUGUUAGGUGUUACGGAAGUGAUUCCUCAGAUUCUGAAGAUGAUUGUGAUUGGAAGGAAUGUGAUGUCAAAGAGGAUGAAACAGAACACCCAGAAUGUUUAUUCUGUCCUCAAGUGUAUGGAUCAAUGUCUGAAGUUAUAUCUCAUUGUGCUGUAGAUCAUAGUUUUGAUUUGGUGAAGCUGAAAAAGAGUUUUAAUAUGGACUGUUAUGGUUAUAUAAAACUUGUGAAUUACAUUCGCACACAUCAUCCGGAUGCCUCCCUAGUGAUGAGUGCAAUAGAACCAAUAUGGGAAAAUGAAGAGUACCUGAAACCUGUGAAAUCUGAUGAUCCAUGGCUAAUGUAUGAUUUUGAGGACAUUGAAUUGCCUUCUUCAGUAACAGUUCCUGAAAUUUCCAGUAGUACUAAUUUUAAUGUAACUGCAGAGGAUGGACUUGUUACCCUGUCAGAGCAGCAUUUUGCAGAGUUGCAACGGAUGAUUCAACACCUAACAUUACAAAUAAGGGAGAAGGAUUCUGAAUUGAAAACAAUGACGGAAAACGUAGAAAAAAUGCGCCAUAUAACUCAAGAACUAGUGGCAGAUGGAAGAAAUGAGGCAGACUCAGCUUCACCUGCUCACUGUAUCAAGGCCAUUAAGAUGGAAUGUGAUGAGGGAUACUUUAACACAUACUCUCACUUUGGCAUUCAUCAUGAGAUGUUGUCUGACCAUGUUCGAACAUCAAGCUAUAGAGAUGCCCUUCUUCACAACACUGCACUCUGGAAGGACAAAACAGUUUUGGAUCUAGGCUGUGGGACCGGAAUUCUGUCAAUGUUUGCAGCUUCAGCCGGUGCUCAGAAAGUAAUAGCCAUUGAUCAGUCAGAUAUCAUUUACCAUGCUAUGGACAUAGCCAGGGAAAAUAAACUGUCAGACAAGAUCCAGUUACUUAAAGGUCGCAUAGAAGACACAGAGCUUCCACAAAAGUGUGUAGAUAUCAUUGUGUCAGAGUGGAUGGGCUACUUCCUCCUCUUUGAGGGAAUGUUGGACAGUGUUAUAUAUGCACGAGACCAUCAUUUGACUGAAGGAGGGCUGCUUCUUCCAAACAGAUGUUCCAUCAGCAUGAUUGGACUGGCAGACACAGAUCGCCAUGCUGAACUGGUUGAAUUCUGGACCGAUGUUUAUGGAUAUCGUAUGACUUGCCUUAAGCAUGAAGUGGUUCAAGAAGCAACAAUAGAAGUGGUGCCUGCAAACAAAGUUAUUACUUCAACCUGUGUAUUGACGGAACUGGAUCUCAGUACUUGUUCUACAAGUAGCCUUGAUUUUUCAUCUGAACUGAAACUCGAAGCUAUAACAGAUGGGUCAAUUACAGCAUUUGUAGGCUAUUUUGAUGUGUUUUUUGAUCUUCCCCGUCCAGUUUCAUUCUCUACAGGUCCACAUGCAACACCAACACACUGGAAACAAACUGUGUUUCUCCUAGAGGAGCCCAUUAUUGUCCAGCAAGGAGAUGUGUUGACUGGUACAGUGACUUGCCAACGUGCUAGGAGAGAUGUUCGUGCCCUAAGUGUGACAAUCUCAGUUCCUGGAAGGAAACUGAAAUUUAAUCUCACCUAGUGAUGACUGACACUUUCUUGCAUACUUAUUGCUUUAAUACUGAGAUCAGUAAAUGUUUCAAGUGUUCACAAUAUUAUUGUGCUCUACAGGUAAAGUGUAUACAUAUAAUAAACCAGUUGAAAAACUGAUAAUUUGUGAAAUAAAGAUUGAAUAUGCAGUC